This is a messenger RNA of Nerophis lumbriciformis (worm pipefish), 3375 nucleotides long. The record is from RefSeq and is a predicted model, not a curated record. Lineage: Eukaryota; Metazoa; Chordata; Actinopteri; Syngnathiformes; Syngnathidae.
GAAGAGGCGUCACUGCGUGCUCUGGAGAGCCUAAUGACGGAGUUCUUUCACAGCUGCACAACCAAUGAACGAAAACGGGAAAUAGAAGAGUUGCUGAAUAACUUUGCGCAGCAGACUGGAGCGUGGCGCCAUUGCUUGUUCUUCCUCUCCAAUACCCGGAAUGAGUAUGUCAUGAUGUACAGUCUCACAGUAUUUGAAAACCUAGUGAACAAGAUGUGGAUCGGUGUUGCAUCACAAGACAAAAUGGAGAUUCGCAGCUGUUUGCCCAAACUCUUACUUGAACACCACAAAUCUGUGCCCUAUUUCAUCCGUAAUAAACUCUGCAAAGUCAUUGUGGACAUUGGGCGCCAGGACUGGCCAAUGUUCUACCAUGAUUUCUUUACAAACACACUCCAGUUGAUCCAGUCCCCAGCUCUGGCACAGUUAGGAUUGGUAAUGCUGAAAACCACAUCUGAGGAACUCGCGUGUCCUCGUGAAGACUUGAGUGUUGCUAGGAAAGACGAACUGCGUAAACUGCUGCAGGACCAGGUACCGACAAUGCUUGGACUCUUGACAGGAAUCCUGGAAACAUACUGGGACAAGCACAGCAUCUUCGCAUCCACCCCACCACCCUCACCCACAUCAGGAGAAAGUGUGGAACUUCUGGGCACGCUUUUCCAGGGCAGUCAGUACUCAAAGCUUCUCUGCCAGCCCAUGGCAGCAUUAGACAACGAGAGUCAGCAACUCUGUUGUCUUGUACUGGAAUGCUUGGCCCACCUGUUCAGCUGGAUUCCGUUGUCCACUAGCAUCACACCCACUCUGCUGGCAUCCAUCUUUCACUUUGCACGAUUUGGCUGUGACCUCAAUGCCGGGACAAUGCCACCUACAUCAAAUGGUGGAGGACGACAGACUGAGUGCAGCAAAGUUGAUCGUUCCCGACUCGGUGUACUCGCCAUGACAUGUGUCAACGAACUGGUGUCAAAGAACUGUGUGCCGAUGGAUUUUGAGGAGUACCUGUUGAGAAUGUUCCAGCAGACCUUCUUUCUUCUGCAGAGGCUCACUCGCGAGAAUAAUGCUCAUACAGUCAAGAGUCGGCUCCAGGAACUUGACGAGAGUUACUUGGAAAAGUUCACAGAUUUCCUACGCCUGUUUGUCAGUGUUCACUUGAGGCGGAUUGAAUCCAGUCCUCAGUUUCCAAUCGUAGAGUUUCUUGCGCUGCUUUUCAAGUACACCUUUAACCAGCCUACCCACGAGGGCUACUUUGCAUGUUUGGAUAUAUGGAGCGUGUUUUUGGAUUUUCUUACAACCAAAAUCAAAAGCAGACUAGCUGACAGAGAAAUUGUUCUCAACAGAUACAAAGAUGCUUUAGUCCUUUUGCUAAGAGAAGUUCUGAAUCGAGUGCAGUUUCGAUACAAUCAGGUUCAAUUGGAAGAACUGGAUGAUGAAACGCUGGAUGAUGAUCAACAGACUGAAUGGCAAAAGUACCUACGUCAGAGUCUGGAGGUUGUUGCCAAGGUGAUGGAGUUGCUCCCUUCACAUGCAUUCUCUACAUUGUUUCCCAUUCUUCAAGAAAACCUGGAUGUGUACUUGGGUCUGCAGCAGUUCAUUGUCACCACUGGCACAAGUCGUAGGCUAAAUAUUACAGCUGAGAAUGAUUGUCGCCGGCUUCAUUGCUCUCUCAGAGACCUCAGCUCCCUUCUACAAGCUGUCGGGCGCUUGGCUGAACAUUUCAUUGGAGAGAUUUUUGCCUCACGUUUUAAUGAUGCCCUUGCAGUUGUUGAGAGGCUCGUAGAAAUGACUGUCUAUGGUUCUCGGACUAGCUUGUAUGACCUGGAAACCGCAGUGCCUUCUGUACUCAAACCAGACCUUAUUGAUGUACAUGCACAGGCCCUUGCAGCUUUGCAAGCCUACUCUCAUUGGCUUGCACAGUUCUACAGUGAGGUCCACAAUCAAAACCAGAGCCAGUUUGUCAAUCUCAUAACAUCUGCAGUUGAUGCCAGUAGCCCCCUUAUCACUGCAAAGGUACCAGAAAAGUUACUGCUGUGUGCGUGCCACCUGAUGGUUUCAAUCACCUUCACCGUGCGACCUGUGUUUAUGGUCACUUUGCCUGCUGUUCAGAACAUCUUCAACCUCGUUACUCAGAAUGUAACUCGCAGGCUCCCCCUCGAGGCUCACUUGCUUGUAUGUCGGACUUUAUCCAACAUGCUACUGCUCCCAUGGCCAAAUUUACCAGAGAGCGAGCAGCAAUGGCAGACACGGUCCAGCAACCACGCCAGCAUGCUGGUGGCCCUCACUCGGGAAUAUCGUAUGUUAAGAGGCACAGUGAACAUAUCUCCCCGACGACCGGAAAUGCAUGAUUUGAAAGCAGUGAUUCAGCAGACCUUACCUGUCCUCAGAGACAUCGUGGAGAGCAUAUCUGGAGAGUCCACUAAAUCACGUCAGAUCUGUUAUCAGAGUUUGCAGGAGUCAGUCCAAGUGUCCCUCACCCUUUUUCCUAUCUUUAUUCAGCAGCCAGAUGUCACGGAUGAGAUGUUGGCCUUCUUCUUGACGUUGUUUCAGGCGCUGCGAGUACAGAUGGGUGUUGCCUUCACUGGACAGAUCCUCCACACAUUCCUCAGCUUGUUCACCAGGGAACAGCUGGCAGCCAGUAUUUUGCAGGAGGGCAGCGCAGGAUGCCGAGUGGUACAAAAGUUCUUGAAAAUUCUGCAGGUGGUGGUACAAGAACCUGGUCAGGCCUUUAAACCGUUUCUACCCAGCAUUCUCUCCCUUUGCAUGGAGCAAGUUUACCCUGUUGUGGCAGAGCGGUCUUCCCCUGAUGUCAAAGCAGAAAUGUUUGAGCUGCUAUACCAAAUACUUCACCAAAACUGGAGGUACUUCUUUAAAACUUCUAUUCUAACAAGUGUCCAAAGAGGAGCCCCUGAAGACGCCAUGGAGAACGAGACCCAGUUCAUAGCUGCCAUGCAAGCUUUUGGUCAGUCUUUCCUGCAGCCUGACAUCCACAUCUUCAAGCAAAAUCUCUCCUAUUUAGAAUCCCUCAACAGCAAGCACAAGUUGUAUCACAGAAAGCUUUUCCGGACCUCGAUGCUGUUCCACUUCAUCAACGUCCUGCUGCAGGUCCUCCUCCACAAGAGUCACGACCUUCUCCAGGAAGAAAUAACCUUGGCCAUUUACAACAUGGCCUCUGUGGACUUUGAUGCCUUUUACUCAGCCUUCAUGCCAGAGUUCCUCAACAGCUGCCAGGGUGUGGACACCAACCAGCGAGCCGUCCUCGCACGCAACUUUAAGAUAGAGCGGGACUUGCCUUCCUUCACUCAAAGCGUUCAACGGCUGGUGAACGACCUUCGCUACUACAGGCUGUGCAACAGCAGCUUACCCACUGGCACCAUCAAGCUAUAG